Molecule: messenger RNA, 1566 nt
Organism: Closterium sp. NIES-65
Lineage: Eukaryota; Viridiplantae; Streptophyta; Zygnematophyceae; Desmidiales; Closteriaceae
Source: the annotation of a GenBank genome assembly
AUGGCAGUCAGAGCGCUCAACCUCUCGUGCGUCCUCCUCCUCGUGUCGACGUCCGCCUUGGCGCAGCGUGGUCCGCCUGGCGGAGGUCCUCCUGGCGGUCAGCGCGGAGGCCCUGGCGCCGGUUCCGCCGGUUCCGCUGGUUCUGGCGGUCCCGGAGGUCCCAACGGUCCCAGAGGGCCUGGCGGGCCCGGCGGACCACACGGGCCUCCGCUGAAUCUGACGGCCGUCGGGAAUUUGACGGCCAAUGUCGGCGCGCGGCUCGCCAACUGCACCGCGGAUCAGACGAUCCUCGACGGCCGAUUCCACCUCGCCGUCUUCAAGAACGCCACCGGCAAUUACAAUCUGCUCGUCAAGGCGCUCCUGGUGGACGCGGCGAGCAGUCCGCCCGACUUGCUCGCGAUCAUGAAGGGCGCCGUGUGCGACGCCGCCGCGACGGCCGUCCUCGCGCUGCCGCUCGCCGCAGCGGACUGGCAGCAGCGCACGGGGUGGUGGCUGCUGCACGCAGCGGCGCGCCUCGACGCGUUGGUGGAGAACGCGGACGCCGCCACCCUCGACGCGCUGCUCGCCGCGCUCCCCUCCGCCUCGCCUCCACCCACCAGCGGCGGCGGGCGCAACGGCGCAGGCAACGCUGGCGGAGGCAGCGCGGGGGGCGCGCGGAACGGGCAGGGCGGGAGGCGCAUGGGGCGGGAGCUGCUGAUGCGCGCUUUCGGCCGCGCUGCCAGGCAGGGGGGGCAGAAGCAGGGGGGACAGAAGCAGCGGGGGCAGCAGCACCAGCAGGGGGGAGCGCAGCAGCCGCCUGCAGGUGGUUUCUCAGGUGGCUUUCCAGGUGGCGAUGGCGGAGUGAACAGCACGGUGAGCGGGUAUGCUGUGCUGGCUGGCAACACCGCAGCAGCAAUGACUGGAGAUAAUGACGGGACGAGCAGUAAUCCGGACGGAGACGGGCAGGAGAUUGUAACGGGAGAGGAGGGGGGAAGGGAGGGGCUACCACUAGCUGCAAGUGCAGAGAAGGGCGUGCCACGUGGCGUGGUGAUAUUGGUCGUCGUGUUCCUGGACCUGUGUGCAGUGGGCAUGGCCAUGUCGCUCGUUACGCCGCUCAUCAUGGAGCUAGGUACGACCUCUCCGCUUGCCCCUUUCCCUCUGCCCAUCCCCGUUGCCCCUUCCCAUUGCCCCUCACCUUUGCCCCUCCCCUUCGUCCCUUUCCGCUUGCACCUUCUCCCGUUACCCUUUCCCUUUGCCCCUCGCAUCUGCCCCUCCCCCUGUCCCUCCCACAUGCCCUUUCUCAUUUCGCCUCCCCCCUGUACCCCCCUUAUCCCAACCUCUCCCCUUCCUAGUGCCUAUUUCCCAUUGCCCCGCCUCCCUCCCCCUCAACAUGCGUCCCUCCCCCCUGCCCCUUCUCCCUGCCCUCCCCUAGCACCUUCGCCUGACCCUUCCCCUUCCCCCUCUCAACACCCCUCUCUUCCACCCUCCCCCUCCCCCCCCAACCCCCCUCUACCCCCCCUCUGUGCCCCUCAACCUGCGCCCCUGCGCUUUGCUCCUCACCCCCAAUUCCUAAUGUGCUACCUCUAA